Molecule: messenger RNA, 1890 nt
Organism: Colletes gigas
Lineage: Eukaryota; Metazoa; Arthropoda; Insecta; Hymenoptera; Colletidae
Exons: 5
Coding region: 210-863 (217 amino acids)
Biological process (GO): negative regulation of biosynthetic process
Cellular component (GO): nucleus; cytoplasm
Molecular function (GO): GTP cyclohydrolase binding
Source: RefSeq, a predicted model, not a curated record
UGUACGUAGUACUUACACCUAUUCUUUUGUGAUUGAGAUUCAGCUUUGAAAUAGUUGCGUAUAAAGUUUCUUGUAAAUCAAGAAUCCCCCACGGUAUUUGAUGUAAUAGUAUAUUUUUAAUAAUCGGUGUUAAAAUAUAAUAAAGUUUUUGGUUAAAAAUUGUAUCAAGGAAUUGGAAUUCCCUACAUGUUAUCAGACCAUUAUUACAGAUGCCAUACAUUUUGGUACGUGGUAAUCUUGCAUCAUAUGGUCAUACAAUUCCAUGGAGGGUUUUAGUAUCGGGUCUUAAAGCAACAGAUAUAGCGCAACUGACUCGUUUUGCUUCUGGGGGAUACUGUGAUGACUUGACAAUAGUAUACUUGCAACAUCCUUGCGUAAUAUUAACUGCUUUAGAAGUUCUUGGUUAUAAAGUUGUUGCAUCCUCAAGUACCAGUAUUAAACAAGACUAUAAUGAAUACAUGUGGACUAUGAGAAAAGAUUUUGCUGAACCUGAACCUGUUAUUAAGGCAGUAAAAGACAACGACAACGACGAAAAGUGUAACAACCGUUUUAGUUCGAAAAUGUCGCAAUCAGGGAAUGCCGUAACCGGAAAAUUAGCCAAUACAAUGAAUGACGAGAAUUAUUAUUACGUUGGCGUAAAAGCCUCUCCUUUUGCGACUGAUUGUGUCGUCUUCGGUUUAAAUUCAGACGAAAUUUUAGCCCUCUCCAAGCGCUUUCCAAACUCUGGCACAGAUGUGGUUAACGGCGUUAUGAUCAAAGGUCCACCUUUUUGCAUCAUUAACGCCCUGGCAGAGUUAGGGUAUCGAGUUAUCUGUAGUACGGGAGAGGCCGAGAUACUCUGGACGCUGCAAAGGGAACUAUAAAAUUAACAAUUGUUCUCGGGAUUAAUAUUUGACAGUCAGAUGCGCAUUUUCAUAUUUAAAGUAUGCAAUUGCGAUUGUUCAUUUCGAACGAAGUAUUAAAUUAUUUUACGAUAUACCAAAAAUGCAUACAUAGAACACACGGAUAUAUAAUGAGUGUGUUCCUUUUCGUUACCAAGUUUCAAUCGAUACUUUCUAACUUCCUUUAGGGAUAUGUGCCUUUUAUUGGACGAAUUUAUAUAAAUAGAUGUACAAGAAUAAUUUUUACCAAUUUUUCGUAAAUUCGUAAAAACAUAAUUAACAAUAUACUGUAGUUAUUUUGUAUUGUUUUAUACUACUACUACAAUAAUCAUGUCCAUUUUUUGUGAUUUUAAUACUAAUUAAAAAAGAAUGUGUUAGAUUGUUUCCAAUUUAAAUAGCUAUUAAUAACAAAAAUUGGGUCAAUGAUAGACUGUGCGGGUACAAUUUACAAAAUUUUCUACAUAUUCUCAGAUUAAAAUAUUUUGUUACAGCUGUUAAUUUAUCCGAUAUGUAAAAUUGCCUGAAAAGCAAUUAUUGACCGGGUAUAGGUAUAGAUAUGCGCGUAAAAUUAUAAAAUGUUACAUACACAACAAAAAUAAUAAUUUUCAGCUUUGUUCAAUUUUUUUUUCAUUUAUGCAGAAUCAAGGUUUGCAAACAUUUUGUGCAAUAUAUUAAUCUGUAUGUCUUCUGCUGAAAUAAUUUUAAAGUAUUUUAUAUGCAGAUGUUUUUUGUGAUCAAAUUGUAUUCUUUCCUAUUAUUCGUUUUCAAGUAUGUAUAUGUUAUAUUAUUAUAUUGAUAUAAAAUAUGCGGAAUCAAAAGCUACUGUUAACCUUAUGCAAUAUGAUGAAAGAAUUUGUAUUGUGAAUAGCAUUUAUUAAAUUAAUGUAUAGAACAAUAAGGCAGUAUUUGUUAACGCAAUAUUACGCUUGUCGAUGUGAAACAAACUGUAGUGAUUAAUUAAAGUGUCUUUAUUAUAAAAUAACGAAAACAUAAUACUAUUACUUGCAAU